AUGAUUGCCAGACUCCGCUGGCUCGUCACGGCUGUGGCGGUAGCCCUCAACUUGUUUGUGUACUUUUACCCUGACCUCGUCAAUUCUCCCGGUCAGUGCCUGUGGAAAGGUGAGAUCGUGGAAUCCAAGUACCCACUCUUGAACGAGUACUUGCCUUUGGACAAUGUGUAUCUCCAAGCGUUGCUUCUCAACUUUCCGUCACUUCGAGCCCCAAGAAACAAUGCUACACACAACAACGACAAAGUUGCUGAUAUACACAUGCUAACGUUCGGAGACCCGCAGAUCAAUGGAAACUGGGCAUCUACAAAGUACAUUAAGAGACUCGACAACUACGGAAACGACUACUACUUGGGCCACAUCUACAAGAUUAUGAAGGCAAGGUUGGAGCCUUCGCACGUGGCGGUCAUGGGGGACCAGUUCUCGUCGCAGUGGAUUCUUGACUCGGAAUUCUACAAUCGGACGUUGCGUUUUGUAGAACGUCUUUUCCCCAGAGAUGACGACUAUAAGAGCACGGUGGUGGAGACCUGGGCAAAACACGAGAACUACGACUGGCAGGCGUGGCUCGAGCGUGAAAGGAACAUGGAUUUGGGUGUGAGAUUUAACCUGAGAAAGUACGACGAUGUCUACGAUUGGGUGCAUCCAAAUCAGAAAGAGCUCAAUUUGCAAAAUCCGUUAUUUAUCAACUUGACAGGAAACCAUGACAUCGGGUACAGCGGAGACGCAACGUGGCAGCAUAUGGCCAGGUUCCAUCAUCUUUUUGGACAGGAUAAUUACGUUAUCACGUACAACAAGGGCGAGCCUGAAGAGUGGAGGCUAGUCGUGCUCGACUCUCUUACGUUGGAGGGUCCAGCUUUGGAAGAGGACUUUCUCAAAUUUACUUGGUCUUUCUUGGAGCACUUGAAUGAAACAAACAGGGACUUCAAAGGCUCUACAGUUUUGUUGACUCAUAUUCCCUUCUACAAGGAAGAAGGCAUAUGUGUGGAUGGGCCAGAGCAUAGAUAUUAUGAGAACUACGAAAAAGAACCUUACAAAAACGGCAAGCUUCGUUCACAAAACCACCUUCUUCACGAAACGUCUCAGAAAGUGUUGAAUAUUGUAUUUCCCAACACUGACAAAGAAGGUCUCAUCUUGACUGGUCACGAUCACGAAGGAUGCUCAUCCUACUAUAAUCUCGUGGACGGAGAAUGGGUGGCUUCUAAAGAGCCUAUCCAGGAUGGUGCCGCUCGACCGAUUCACGAGGUGGUGGUAAGGGCAAUGAUGGGAGAAUACGAUGGUCAGACUGGUCUCGUCACUGGUCAGUUUGACUACGACAGACAAGAGUGGAAGUUCGAUUUCAAGUACUGCUCGUUUGUGGUACAGCAUUGGUGGUGGGCUUCGAGAGUCGCUGCUCUAGUAGCGCUUCUUGUUCACCUGAUUGCAUUUUUAACGAAGUAA
Candidozyma auris is the source of this 1434-nucleotide messenger RNA. RefSeq lists its product as uncharacterized. The transcript has a single exon. The record is from RefSeq and is a predicted model, not a curated record. Gene Ontology annotation, cellular component: endoplasmic reticulum. Lineage: Eukaryota; Fungi; Ascomycota; Pichiomycetes; Serinales; Metschnikowiaceae. Gene Ontology annotation, biological process: GPI anchor biosynthetic process. The coding region runs from base 1 to 1434 and encodes 477 amino acids.